AUGGUCAACAAGACCUUAAAUUACUGGGGUCCCGGUUUUGAGGAGGACGUUAUCAACAUCAACGUGGGCGGUCUGAGGAGGCGGCUCAGCUCCAGCGCGCUCUCCAAGUUCCCCGACACGCGCCUGGGACGGCUGCUCUCCUGCGACUCGGAGGAGUCCAUCCUGCAGCUCUGCGAUGACUACGACGUGAGCGCCAGGGAGUUCUACUUCGACCGAAACCCCGGAUUCUUCCUCUACGUCCUGCACUUCUACCAGACGGGCAAGCUGCACGUCAUGGAGGAGCUGUGCGUCUUCUCCUUCUGCCAGGAGAUCGAGUACUGGGGCAUCAAUGAAUUCUUCCUGGACUCCUGCUGCAGCUACCGCUACCACGAGCGCAAGCUGGAGAGCCGGCACCACAACUGGGAUGAGGAGAGCGAGGUGAGCAGCGUGGACACGUCUCCUGAUGAGAUCUCUGACAUCAACCACGACCUGCUGCGCUACAGCACGCUGCGCUGCGGCAACCUGCGCAAGCGCCUCUGGCUCACCAUGGAGAACCCCGGCUACUCCAUCCCCAGCAAGCUCUUCAGCUUCGUGUCCAUCAGCGUGGUGCUGGUGUCCAUAGCCACCAUGUGCAUCCACAGCAUGCCCGAGUACCAGGAGGUGGAUGAGAAUGGCAACGUGCUCGAUGAACCCAUCCUGCACAAGCUGGAGUAUUUCUGCAUCUCCUGGUUCACCUUUGAAGUAUCCUCCCGCCUCCUGCUCUCACCCAACCCCAGGAAGUUCUUCAAGCACCCGCUGAACCUGAUUGACAUUGUCUCAGUGUUGCCCUUCUACUUCACCCUCCUGGUGGACGUGACCAUGGGCAGUGACUCGGAGCUGGGCAACCUGGGCAAGGUCGUGCAGGUGUUUCGGCUCAUGAGGAUAUUCCGGGUGCUGAAGCUGGCUCGGCACUCCACUGGACUGAGGUCACUGGGGGCCACCUUGAAGCACAGCUACAGGGAGGUGGGGAUCCUGCUGCUCUACCUGGCUGUGGGGGUCUCGGUCUUCUCUGGAGUGGCCUACACUGCUGAGAAGGAGGAAGACGUCGGCUUCGACACCAUCCCAGCGUGCUGGUGGUGGGGCACGGUCAGCAUGACCACCGUGGGCUACGGGGACGUGGUGCCCGUCACCGUGGCAGGGAAGCUGGCGGCCUCGGGCUGCAUCCUGGGGGGCAUCCUGGUGGUGGCACUGCCCAUCACCAUCAUCUUCAACAAGUUCUCCCACUUCUACCGCAAGCAGAAGGCGCUGGAGGCGGCCGUGAGGAACAGCGGCAAGGAGGAGCCCGAGGAGGUGGGGAGCGCCUCCAGCCGCGACCGGGACUCGGUGAGCGACACCUCCCUGGACAGGGGCAGCCCUGACCGCCGUGGUCUGACCCCCGGUGCCCACCCCAGCCCCUGA
Messenger RNA from Pyrgilauda ruficollis (rufous-necked snowfinch), 1416 nucleotides. It is a transcript of the gene KCNS1, whose product is annotated as potassium voltage-gated channel modifier subfamily S member 1. The coding region runs from base 1 to 1416 and encodes 471 amino acids. NCBI's taxonomy places the organism in Eukaryota, Metazoa, Chordata, Aves, Passeriformes, Passeridae. Gene Ontology annotation, cellular component: voltage-gated potassium channel complex; membrane. Gene Ontology annotation, biological process: regulation of delayed rectifier potassium channel activity; protein homooligomerization; potassium ion transmembrane transport. Gene Ontology annotation, molecular function: protein binding; delayed rectifier potassium channel activity. The record is from RefSeq and is a predicted model, not a curated record. The transcript has 2 exons.